GUGAUUAUGUAUCGAGACGAUCCGGAUUUGCAAGCACUGAUCGAUUGGGUACAAAUCUAUUUCAAAUGUUGUGGAAUGCGUUCACCACACGAUUGGGAUAUGAAUGUCUAUUUUAAUAAGUCCUCGCAGCAGUUCUCAUCACCUGAGGCAGGUGGAGUGCCGUAUUCUUGUUGUAAGCAAUUGCGCGGCAUGAAUGGUGGUCCAAUCAACUAUUUCUGUGGUCACGGUGCACGUUUGAUGAAAGAGACGAAAUGUCUCAGCUGA
Messenger RNA from Anisakis simplex (herring worm), 264 nucleotides. NCBI's taxonomy places the organism in Eukaryota, Metazoa, Nematoda, Chromadorea, Rhabditida, Anisakidae. The record is from the annotation of a GenBank genome assembly.